Molecule: messenger RNA, 1959 nt
Organism: Columba livia (rock pigeon)
Lineage: Eukaryota; Metazoa; Chordata; Aves; Columbiformes; Columbidae
Product: Holliday junction recognition protein-like
Biological process (GO): CENP-A containing chromatin assembly
Cellular component (GO): chromosome, centromeric region
Molecular function (GO): histone binding
Source: RefSeq, a predicted model, not a curated record
GUGCGCAAUUUGAAUUGGCGUGGGGCGGGGUGGGAGUGUCUGACGGCGGUGGAAGUCGGGUUGGGGUCGAGGUGAGCAAACGCGCACGGCUGGGUGCGUGUGCGGAGCGGCCGCUGUCAUUCCCGCAGCGCUGCGGAGGAGCCCAGCCCGUGCGCCAUGUCCCUGGAGGAGUCCCUGCGUCGGAGCAACGCCCGCUUCAUGGCCACCAUCAACAGCAUCUUGGAGAGGUAUAAUCAUCCUUUUGAAGAUGAUUUACUUAUCUCCAUGGAAACUCUCACUUACAGUACGCCUGACGGACCAAAAUCAUGGGAGGAUGUGUCAACCGAGGACCUUAGAAAAUGGCAGGAGGAAGUAGUUGAGUGUAACAGAGGAAGUGAAAGGAAUGCAGAAAUGUCAAAGCAAGAUAACAGUGAUUUUGAGGAUGGACAUUCAACGGGACAUCAGAGUGAUACCGAUACAGUUUCAGUAAAAAGAAAAUUUCAAGACAUUCACUUACAGAAUCUGCAUGUACGUGAUGGGAGAAUACAAGAGAAAGUAAAAGUGGAUGUGAUAGUUCAAGACAAUGUUAGAAAAAUUCCCGGAUGGAUUAUGAGAGAAUGUCAAGGUUCGUCAAAAGGUCUGCAUUUAGCUUCACCAGUGCAAGAACUGAUUGGUACAGCUAAAUCUUUUGGAGGCAACCAAGCUGCUGUUUGCAGAAGGAAAGUAGAAUUGUCAAAUGAAUGUUCUUCAUCCAGACCUCCACAGUUAGGAUUUUCUGAUGUUCCCAUAUCAACAAAGACAAUCACCAUACCCAGGCAUCAGACUUCCCCAGAACUGAAUAAAACUUGGUGUGAUAGUAUCUUGGAAGAAUACCAGUCUGCAGAUGAGGGAUGCUCCUGGAGCAAUGUAACUCUUGCAGACUUGUAUCCAGGGAUGUUAGAGUUACUUACAAGGCUCAUGACAAAGCAGACUCGGAGAAAAGAGUCAAAAUACAUGUUUGGACAAUUAAGGCACAGAAGACACCCUUCUGGAAGACCAAAGCUCAGUGUCACCUUAGUCAAAAUAAGAGGGUUCAGACCUCCUAAACUGAAGCGAGCACAGCCUAGCAUAUGCAGCAGUAGACAUGAAGACAUCCAGAAUCAAACUUUUGGAAAUGAGAAUAGAGAACUUCGUGAUGACAAGAGGUCCAUUAAUAAGUUGUCUGGUGUGGUACCUUAUUCUUACAUUGAUACAAAUGAAAUCAAAAUGGACUGCUCUGACUCAAGUUUAGUACCUAGAGAAGGCCCAAAAUUCUCCAAACGGACUGUUUUUCCUGAUGUUAUAACUGCAAUGGGAGAGACGUUUCUAGUUGAAGAUGAGUUACAGACUACUGUCUUACUUAAUCCAAAAUGCAAAGAAAGUGAAAAAUUUGCUUACCAGUGUCCUUCAGAAUACUGUUUUAUAACGUCUGCUGCCAGUUCAGGGUCAACAGGACUUCAUCCGGUAAAAGAGAGUAAAACUCAAAAAAAUUACUUUUCUUGUGGUGAUACCUCAGAGUUGUGUUCAUCUACUUGCAGGUCCUAUGGCAAUAGUCAUGCUUUUACACCUGUUGCAAACUGUUCUCUUGCAAGAGCAUCAAAUACUUUACUCAUAAAUCCUGAAAAAAUAACCUCUGAAAGACAAAUUCCUUUCGAGCACAAGCACUUAUUUUCCUUGUUGUCUACAAAGCAGAGUCCUUCAAAGAUGCCCCAGAAAUACAAAGAUGCAUUUGAAAAGCUCUACUACAAGCUGUGUCCCCAAGAAAUCCAAAAGCCUUUGACAUUGACAAGAUCUCUUGCAAAUUCACAGAACCUUGAAGAUAAAGGAAGAUUAGUGAAGAGUAAUUUAAGUCAUUCUGUGAGGUCCCAUACACAGUGUGAUAGAGAAUUUGACAGGUUUAUGAGCAAUUGUGUAGUGGGGGUGUUCCAAAACUUCCUGGGUUUCAGAGAGCUUCAAAUUUAA